AUGAGCCAGAAAGCGGGGAAGGAGGGUCCCCGCCUCUCCAAGAACCAGAGGCUCUCCGAGCACUUCAGCAUUCGCUGCUGCCCGCCCUUCACCUUCCUCAACUCCAAGCGGGAGAUCGUGGAUCGGAAGUACAGCAUCUGCAAGAGCGGCUGCUUCUACCAGAAGGAGGAGGAGGACGUGGUGUGCUGCGCCUGCCAGAAGGCCAGAACCGGCCGCCGUGCAGCGUCCCCUAAGAGGCCCAAGCAACCGCCAGCCGCGCCCCCCGCCGUGGUCAGAGCUCCGGCCAAGCCACGGUCCCCUCCGAGGUCCGAGCGUCAGCCGCGCCCCCGCCCAGAGGUCCGACCGCCACCAGCCAAGCCUCGGCCCCCUCCGAAGGCCAAGAAACAGCCGCGCGGCAGCCCCGCCCGAGGGCCAGGCGCCAGCCGUGGGGGCUCCCCCGGCAAAGCUUCUAGGUUCUGGUAA
This is a messenger RNA of Lemur catta (Ring-tailed lemur), 462 nucleotides long. RefSeq names its product myelin associated oligodendrocyte basic protein (gene MOBP). Bases 1 to 462 code for a protein of 153 amino acids. Gene Ontology annotation, cellular component: cortical actin cytoskeleton. The record is from RefSeq and is a predicted model, not a curated record. Lineage: Eukaryota; Metazoa; Chordata; Mammalia; Primates; Lemuridae. Gene Ontology annotation, molecular function: actin binding; myosin binding. The transcript is spliced from 2 exons.